Messenger RNA from Stylophora pistillata, 501 nucleotides. RefSeq lists its product as uncharacterized. The record is from RefSeq and is a predicted model, not a curated record. NCBI's taxonomy places the organism in Eukaryota, Metazoa, Cnidaria, Anthozoa, Scleractinia, Pocilloporidae.
AUGUCAAAUUGUUAUUGGCACCAAAAACUUACCAAAGAAUCCUCAUUUCUCUGUGUGUUCAGCUCGCCUUUUGGCCGAUUUCGUUUCAAAAGAAUGCCAUUUGUUAUUUCAUGUGCAAGUGAAGUGGCCCAGAAAAUGGUUGAUAAACAUUUUGGCGAUAUUUCAGGUGCAUUACCAAUUUUCGAUGAUAUCAUCAUUGAAGGUAGAGAUGAACAAGAACAUGAUAUGAUAUUGCGCAAGAUGUUGACAAGGGCUAUUAGGCUCAAUGGCAAAGCCAGCAGUGAUAUUAUCAGGUGUCUAAGUGAAAUUUUCUCAAGACAUGGUUCUCCACAAACUCUAAUUGCAGAAAACUUUCCCUACAACUCCAGAGAAAUAAAGGAAUAUGCUACGCAAUAUGGCAUUAACAUAAUAAAAACCAGUCCCACAUAUAGUCAGGAAAACGGUCUUGCAGAAAAGGUGGUCAACAUUGUUAAAAACUUACUAAGAAGGAGUGCAAUUUAA